Octopus sinensis (East Asian common octopus) is the source of this 456-nucleotide messenger RNA. RefSeq lists its product as uncharacterized. The transcript has a single exon. The coding region runs from base 1 to 456 and encodes 151 amino acids. The record is from RefSeq and is a predicted model, not a curated record. NCBI's taxonomy places the organism in Eukaryota, Metazoa, Mollusca, Cephalopoda, Octopoda, Octopodidae.
AUGUCAUCUACAACUGUGAUGAGAAUUGUGGCAGAGAAAGGAGUGAAACAAGUAGGAGCGAUGACUUCCGCUGAGAGGGGGAACCUGGUGACAGUCUGCCUUGCAGUAAAUGCCAGCGGUUAUGCAACACCACCAACGCUAGUGUUCUCGAGAGUCCACUUCCGUGAAUACUUCAUUGCAAAUGGGCCAACAGGUUGCUGUGGAUCAGCAAAUCCAAGUGGAUGGAUGAAGGAGGCAGAUUUUCUUAAAUUUCUGGAACACUUCGAGAAGCAUACUCUUUGCAGCAAAGAAUAUCCUGUCCUCAUGUUACUUGACAGCCACAACUCCCCUAUCUCGUUGGCUAUCAUUGAUUUCUGCCAAGACAAUGUUAUUGUUCUGCUAUCAUUCCUCCACACUGCUCACAUUAGCUACAGCCACUCGAUCGGAGUGUCUAUGGUCCUCUUAAGAAGUAUAUGA